AUGGACCCCAACACGCCUCUGCCCCCCUCAAUCCGCUCCCUCCACCAACCCGAUCCCCUCAAGCCUGAAAUAACCCUAAGAACCACAGCCCCACCCGCCCUCGACCGCUCCUCCUCAACCGAACACCUGAUCCGCGUGCACGCCACCUCCCCCUGCGCCGGCGAACUGACCUGGCCCGCCUGGAACCCGCACCUGUUUUCCGCCGAGAUCGUCCCCUGCUACGACCUGUCCGGCACCGUCGUCCAAGCGCCGGCCAACUCGCCGUUCCCGCCCGGCACGCCCGUCUGGGGCCGCACGAACGUCAAGCGACCCGGCAACGCGCGCGAGUACACCAUUGCGCCGACGGAGGAGCUCGCGCGGCGGCCGGCGAACGUCGAUGCGAUAUCGGCGGCGAGCGUGCCGUUGAGUGCGGAGACGGCGGUGCAGGCGCUGUUUAUACGCGGGGGGUUAGCGGGGCUGGGGGAAGGGGAGACGGGGAGGGAGCGGAAUCGGGGGAAGAAGGUGCUGGUGACGGCUGCGUCGGGCGGAGUUGGGGUUUGGCUGUUGCAGUUGGCGAGGGAGGCCGGGGUGGGUGAGAUUGUGGCUGUUUGUGGGUCCGGGAAUGUGGAUUUUGUGAGGGAGUUGGGGGCGACGGAGGUUAUUGACUAUACGAAAUCGAGUGUGGGGGAGUGGGCGGGGAGGUUAGGGCCCGGCGGGAAGGUGGAUUUGGUGGUUGAUUGUAAAGGCGGCGAGUCGCUAGGGCAAUGCUGGAGUGCUGUGAAGGACGGCGGGGUGCUUUUGUCUAUUUGUGAGCCACCGGAAGGGCGGAAGCCGGAAGGGUGCAUGGUGGAGGAUGUCCGAAAUGAGUUUUUCAUUAUGGAGCCAAGGGGGGAUGAUUUGUUGCAUGUUGGGAGGCUGUUUGAUGAGGGAAAGGUGAAGGCUGUUGUGGACAGUGUUUGGAAGCUGGAGGAGUAUAAACAGGCGUUUGAGCACCUGGAUAAGGGGCAUUCGAGGGGCAAAAUCCUUCUUACGCUGUGA
Histoplasma capsulatum G186AR is the source of this 1017-nucleotide messenger RNA. Its product is annotated as alcohol dehydrogenase. Bases 1 to 1017 code for a protein of 338 amino acids. Lineage: Eukaryota; Fungi; Ascomycota; Eurotiomycetes; Onygenales; Ajellomycetaceae. Gene Ontology annotation, molecular function: oxidoreductase activity; zinc ion binding. The record is from RefSeq and is a predicted model, not a curated record. The transcript has a single exon.